Molecule: messenger RNA, 1212 nt
Organism: Naumovozyma castellii
Lineage: Eukaryota; Fungi; Ascomycota; Saccharomycetes; Saccharomycetales; Saccharomycetaceae
Gene: TSR4
Product: small subunit rRNA maturation protein TSR4
Exons: 1
Coding region: 1-1212 (403 amino acids)
Source: RefSeq, a predicted model, not a curated record
AUGUCAAAGAGUGAAGAAAAUUUAACGUCUGAUUUUGAAGAGGAGACUUAUCUCUCUAGACCUGGAGAUGUAUUUUUGGCGUUCGUUGAUACACCAGUGAAGGAAGAGGAUGAGCUCACUAUCGAGGAUACGUUUAUUGGAGGUCAGCCAAUAUGGUUACAUCCAGAUUCUGUGCCUUCACCAGAGAUUUUACGUUGUGGUGCGUGCAAAAAGUCAGAUAACAUGAAGCUGCUUUUGCAAGCCUUUUCACCUCUUGAUUAUGACCAAGUUGAAGCUAUUCAAGAGAGAUACAACCUUAAAAACAUGAAUUAUAUCAAUGCAAAUGAUGACAGAGUACUCUACAUCUUUAUUUGUACAAAAUGUCAAAGAAGAGGGAACUCAAUUCGUUGCAUCAGAGGUGUUAAGAAAAAUAAAUCCGACCAUAGUGAGAUACUUUCAGAUAAAAUGGCGUCCAUUUCUAUGGGUAAAGACUUCCAGAUAAAUCCCUUCGAUUUAUCUAAAGGCGAAGACCAGAAUCCCUUUGGAUCUAACCCCUUCCAAAAUUCCACCUCAAGUAAUCCUUUUGAAGUCAAAAAGGGCCCUAAUGAAACUCCGAAAACUGUACCUUCUGAAAUGUCUACAAAGGCAUUAAGGAAGUUACAUGAUUCUCAAAAAGAUAAAGAAUACGAUACCACAAAGUCCUUUAGGAAUUAUUUAUUGUAUGUUGAGGAAGAGACGUUCAAGAAUAAACCAGAUCAUCUUAAACUACCAAAGAAUCUGAAAAUCGACAAGGAAGCGUUAGAUCUAACAGGAGAGAAUGAAACAGAUUUAGAGAAAAAUCCUGUUAAGUUGGAUCCUAGGACUGAGAAGCUAGCUAAAUUUUUAGAUGACGAGGUAUUUCAAAAAUUUGAGGAAAUAGUGGGUUAUAAUCCGCAGCAAGUACUUCGUUAUGAUCUGGGCGGAAAACCAUUAUUUUAUGCUGAAUCUAAAAUUGACAUAGAAAGAACGGUGCCUAACCCAGGAUUUAACCCGUCAAGCAAAAGAGUAUUCGAGAUGCAACUGAUGCCGAAGAUGAUUCUUGAUUUGGAAGAAACGGCCUCGCUAACUGAUGGAAUGGAAUGGGGUACAAUUUUAGUCUUUACGGAUGUGGAAAACUACAUUCCAACAUUCGAUGACCAUGACGUAGGGUAUGUUGAAGAAUGUGUUAAAGUUCAAUGGGAAUCAAGAACUUAA